CGCCGUGAAAUUACACUGAGCUCAUCUCCUAUUCCCUGUUUCUAUCUUCUGCCUCUGCAUUGUCUUUGUUUCUCUGUUUUUUUCUCUCUGUUUCUCUAAUGGAAAGUAUCAAGCACAGCUACGUAGAAGUGAGUGGACUCAAGCUUCAUGUAGCUGAGAUUGGAAGUGGUCCAAAGGUGGUUGUGUUCUUGCAUGGAUUUCCAGAGAUAUGGUAUACAUGGCGCCACCAAAUGAUUGCGGUGGCCAACAGAGGCUAUCGAGCAAUCGCUUUUGAUUUCCGGGGCUAUGGACUUUCCGACCAGCCACUGGAGCCGGAAAAAGCCAAUUUCCAAGUCCUUGUUGACGAUGUCAUUGGUGUUUUGGACUCUUUGAGCAUCGACAAGGCUAUUCUUGUUGGGAAGGACUUUGGGGCUUUUCCAGCAUACUUGGUACCUAUACUACACCCGGAACGGGUGUCUGGUGUAGUGACACUAGGUGUUCCUUUCAUGCUUCCAGGUCCCUCAGCCGUAAAAAAUCAUCUUCUUCCUAAAGGCUUCUACAUAACAAGGUGGCAGGAGCCGGGGCGAGCGGAAGCAGAUUUUGGCCGCUUUGAUGUCAAGUCAGUUAUAAGGAACAUAUAUACUCUCUUCUCAAGAAGUGAAGUCCCAAUAGCCGGUGAUGAUCAGGAAAUCAUGGACUUGUUCAACCCAUCUACUCCUCUUCCGCCUUGGUUCUCGGAGGAAGAUCUUACUGCCUAUGCAUCUUUGUAUGAGAAGUCUGGAUUCCGUUUUGCACUCCAGGUUCCAUACAGGACUGUGAAUGUGGAUAUUGGUAUAACUGAUCCUAAAGUCACGGUACCGGCAUUGUUUGUCAUGGGUGAGAAGGACUACGUCUUGAAUUUUCCAGGGAUGGAGGAAUACGUAAGGAGUGGAGCAGUGAAACAGUUUGUGCCUAAUCUGGAUAUCAUUUUCAUAACAGAAGGAAAUCAUUUUGUGCAUGAACAACUUCCAGAGAAGAUUAAUCAGCUCUUAAUCACCUUCCUUGACAAACAUAGUACCUGAUUAAUAGGUUAUUUUAUUUGAGCCUUAGGAACAAUAUAAUCCAAUGAGUAAAUAAAAUUGUUCUCUAUGGCAUAUUAGAAAAAACCUGGCCUUAUGUUAUUACCUCGUAUUUACAGCCUCCUUUUAUAUUUUGUACCUCCAAUAUGAUAUGCUUUAUGAACCUUUCAAAGUUAUGUUGUCAAAAUAUAUAAUAGUUUAAUGUUAUGUCACUUAAAUUGCCCUGGGACAAUUCUCCUA
Ziziphus jujuba (common jujube) is the source of this 1277-nucleotide messenger RNA. RefSeq lists its product as uncharacterized. Gene Ontology annotation, molecular function: hydrolase activity. The coding region runs from base 99 to 1040 and encodes 313 amino acids. The record is from RefSeq and is a predicted model, not a curated record. NCBI's taxonomy places the organism in Eukaryota, Viridiplantae, Streptophyta, Magnoliopsida, Rosales, Rhamnaceae. The transcript has 5 exons.